Messenger RNA from Clonostachys byssicola, 1989 nucleotides. NCBI's taxonomy places the organism in Eukaryota, Fungi, Ascomycota, Sordariomycetes, Hypocreales, Bionectriaceae. The record is from the annotation of a GenBank genome assembly.
AUGUCUAUUUUAAGUCUACCCAAUGAAGUAUUAUGUGCGAUAUGUGAAAUAUCCGGUGAAGACCGGAGAUCUCACGAAAGAGACCUCUAUUCCAUAGCCCGAACUUGCCGCCGGCUGUUCCACAUUGCGCUUCCGAGCCUUUAUCGCUCCAACUUCUUGUCCAAAUAUGGCUCGGCACUCGAAUGGGCCAUUGAAGGAAACAGAACAGCAGUGAUCCAGCGAGCGCUCGAUUCUGGACUGGACGCGGUGCGGCUUGAACACCUCCGUCUUGCCAUAGUACACGGCCCGGACGGCCUUUUUACCAGGCUAUGGCAGUACAAAGCGGAACAUGGAGGUGUCGAAAACCCGAACACGUAUUUACCCCAUGAUGGAUUCCGACGUAGUACCCUUUUUACUACUGCCAGGAAUUACGGGAGAUACGACGCCUUCAAGACCUUGUUGGAAACUCGCAGAAUGUUCGCCAAAGAUCGUGAUCAAGCGUUAUGGGAUGCAGCGCAUGAUGGAAGUCACGAACUGGUGAAGCUUCUCCUAGAGCACGGCGCCAAUGCCAUGGCACUGCAUUGGCACAACAUGUCUCCCCUGUCCGUUGCGGCGCGCUGCAUUAAGCGCUGCGAUUCAGCCAAAAAUGUUACGAGCAACCAUGACGGUUUCAUGGAGACAACAAGGCACCUCCUUAAUCACGGGGUAGACAUCGAGCACAGGGAUGAUGAGCGUUACACUGCUCUAGAUUAUGCCGCGACUGCUGGACACUGCCAAAUUGUCGAGCUGCUUGCCUCAUACGGAGCCGACCUAAAUGCCAAGCACCCACGUCUGGGGUACACGGCCCUCCAUAUAUCGAUCUGGCUUGGAGUUGGUCGGCUCGAUAUGACUGAACUUCUUCUGCGUCUGGGCGCCGACGCUUCUGCGACAGAUGACCUGGGUAGAAGUCCGCUCUUCUUUCUGAACAGCUCAUGCAAGGAAACAAUACCAAUAGCCAAGGUUCUCCUGGAGAGCGGCGCUAGCAUGGAAGCCAAAGGAGACACUCUUCUUCGCCACGCAGUGGCCUAUGGUAUGCCCGAACUAGCCAAGUUCCUUAUUGAGGAGCAUGGGGUCGAUGUAAACGCUGUCGAUCAUAAGGGUGAAACUCUAUUCUGUACUGCCGUCGGGUGGAGAGCUUCUAUCGAACUUAUCAAGUUCUUAAUUGAGCGUGGCGCGGAUACCACCAUGAGAGGAGAAGGAGCCAGCUAUGCAAUGUUGCGUAUGGUCCAGGAGGGUACUGCAGACUUCAUCCGCGUGGUGCUUGAAAAUGUUGCAAAUCUCAAAGAGGUUAUGGGAUGGAAAUCUCUCAGAGACCUCGUCUAUAAAGAUAGAUGGAAGAAGUCGAUGCUACAUGCGGCUCUUGACCGCAAAUCCCAGGAAAUCGUUGAUUUAAUGAUACAAUUUGGGGGUCAUGAAGGGUACUUGGCAAACAAUGAAGGAGGUCGUUUGCACCAAGGCGCAAUAACCGGAGACAUUGCCCUGAUGCAGUCGGUAUUGGAUACGGGUGCAUCACUUGAUGCAGACAGGGAUGUACGGGGCGACACAGCUCUCGUUGUUGCCAUUAAUCUAGGGGUCACUGCUUCUAUUAACUGGCUCCUCGAGAAAGGGGCCAGUCCGAACACGGAAGGUAUUUGGUUUUCAAAACUCACACCACUUCACCACGCGACCGGACGAGAUGCGAUAGAAGCGGUAAGGGUGCUUCUCAAACACGGAGCCAAGGUAGGAAGCAAGACCGGCGCUGGAGAGACGGCACUCCACAUGGCCUCGCGCUCUGGUAAUACUGAAAUAGUCAAGAUGCUCCUUGAGUCUGGUGCCCAUAUCUGGGACCCAGAUGAUCGAGGCAUGACACCCAUGCAGUUGGCCUCGCAAUUCCAUCCUAAAACUGUGCUCCCGUUGCUCACUGAGAAACCUUUGAAGGCUGGAAAGUCUCGUAGGUCGAGACGCAGAAAUCGGAAAAGGACUUCCCGCUAG